GCAGCCUAUCACUCAGCAGGGCGCUGGGCUGUGGCUUCAGGCUCCACCCACCACCGGGCGGCGUCAUGCGGUCACGGCGCCCAGCCUUCUUACAAAGCCCGAAACAGACGGGAGCAUCACCUGCCUGGGUCGGGCUCAUUCCAUCGCCGCUCAACCUGGAAGAAAGGGACAACCGUCCCUCUAUUCAACACCAGAUUGAGGCAGUCGGCGGUGAACAAAGUUUGAUACUUGUUCGUCCCGAGGCCCUAACAAGCGCUGGUUCAAUCCCGCCGACCCGGUGCCUUUAUCCAGGCCACCUCGAUCCCCUCCUUCGCUUCUGUUCCUUCGACAGUCGCUCCGCAUCCCGUCUUCCAGAUUGUCGUUGAGGUGUCGCUCUCCACAACGCAGCGAUGGCGACCUCAAUUAUCCCCGCCCGGGCCAUCAUCCCGUUCCUGGUGGCCAUGAUGCUAUUCACGGGCGUCUGCAACACGCUCCUGACCAAGUAUCAAGACAACCUCUGCGUGCGCGACUGCGACAACCCCGACCCGAAGAAGCGCCGGCACUUCGAGCAGCCCGUGAUCCAGACCCUACAGAUGUUCGUCGGCGAGAUGGGCUGCUGGCUGGUCGUGGGCCUGGUCUCGCUAUACCGCCGCUACGUCAAGCCGUCCUCCGCCUCCUCGACCACCUACCAGCCCAUCCCCACCACCGCCGACGAUGGUGACGACAACAACGACAGCGCCAACCCGCGCACCGCCGACGACAACGCCAGCAUCCGCUCCACCACCCCGCUCAACCCCAGCCCCGACGACGGCUGCGGCACGAGCAACAACGCCAACGACUGCGGCGCGCCCAAGCCGCACGCCUGCCCGUCGGUGCUGCGCGGCUGGCGCGUGACGCUGCUGGCGCUGCCCGCCAUCUGCGACAUCCUGGGCACGACGCUGAUGAACGCGGGCCUGCUGCUGGUGGCGGCCUCCAUCUACCAGAUGACGCGCGGCGCGCUGGUGCUGUUCGUGGGCGUUUUUAGUGUUGUCUUUUUGAGGCGGCGUUUGUAUGCCUUCCAGUGGCUGUCGCUGGUCGGGGUGAUGCUCGGCGUGGGCAUUGUGGGGUUGGCGGGGGCGAUCCAGCCGGAUAAGAAGCACGCUGAUGUUGGGCUCGAGCCGGAGGAGGUGAAUGCCGAUGCGGUGCGGGUCGUGGUCGGUGUUUUGAUGAUUGCGGGCGCGCAGAUCUUUACGGCCACGCAGUUCGUGCUGGAGGAGUGGAUUCUCGAGCGGUCGGCUAUCGAGCCGCUUCGUGUUGUCGGCUGGGAGGGCGUGUUUGGCUUCUCGGUGACGUUGUUGGGUAUGGUGUUGCUGCAUGCGGCGAUUGGCAGGACCGCGGCGGGACAGUAUGGGCCGUUUGAUAUGGUCGAGGGGUGGCGCCAGUUCUGGGAGAACAAGGGCGUGUUUGUCUCGAGUAUCCUGAUCAUGAUCAGCAUCGGCGGCUUCAACUUCUUCGGCCUGUCGGUCACGCGCAGCGUCAGCGCCACGGCGCGCUCCACCAUCGACACGUGCCGCACCCUCUUCAUCUGGAUGGUCUCGCUCGGCCUCGGCUGGGAGACUUUCAAGUGGCUGCAGGUCCUCGGCUUCGUCCUGCUCGUCUACUUCACCUUCCUCUUCAACGGCGUCGUCCAGCCCCCCUUCGCCUUCCUCCGCGUCCGCGAGGUCGAGGAGCUGCUGCCGGAGGAGCCCAUCGAGCAUAACUAGACGUGGUCGGUUGUGGUCGGAGUCGGGGCAGUUUGGGGUCGUUUAUAUUCGUUCGCCUGGCUGACGUGCCGUACUCGUGCGGUAUGUCGGGUGGGUGGGAUUGAGCUUAGGGGAGCUGACGGUGUAUAUAUCAAUCACGUCGGCGGCGUUUGGAUCGUGACAGGGAAGUGGAUAUAUAGGCAGUGUGGCGCAUGGUACACGGUAUCAUCAUCAUCGUCAUGGGAAAGGCGCAGACACGGGACAUUUUUCGUUUUAAAUUGGAAUGGCUAGAACAGCAUCAUCUCAGAUAACGGAGUAUGGGCG
Messenger RNA from Chaetomium fimeti, 2024 nucleotides. RefSeq lists its product as uncharacterized. The record is from RefSeq and is a predicted model, not a curated record. Gene Ontology annotation, molecular function: pyrimidine nucleotide-sugar transmembrane transporter activity. The transcript has 3 exons. Gene Ontology annotation, cellular component: intracellular membrane-bounded organelle; Golgi membrane. Gene Ontology annotation, biological process: pyrimidine nucleotide-sugar transmembrane transport. The coding region runs from base 390 to 1721 and encodes 443 amino acids. Lineage: Eukaryota; Fungi; Ascomycota; Sordariomycetes; Sordariales; Chaetomiaceae.